CACUGGCGAAGGAAACAUGAUGAGGUCGUGGACGCUCCUGGUGCUGACGGCGGCGCUGAUGGCGGCGUCGGGCGAGAAGCUGGGAAACAUCGAGGUGAUCACGAGAGGCGAGCUCGGCCAGAGUCUCGACCUUCCAGCUGGAGGAAGCAGCCUGGGACUCCCUCUCGCUGGCCCUGUACAAGACGACGUUCCCCCGCCUCUUAGUUACCUGCCUCCGGUCCAGACACCCCUUCCGAUCGAGCCUACCCCAGUGCCCCUACCUACCCCUAUCCAGCCUGAAACCGACUACUUGCCGCCUGUGCCAUCGCCCGUGGGACAGCCUGAGGUCGAAAUACCCACAGGCUUGUAUAACCCGCCCACAGCCUCCGCCCCCGACACAAAUUUCCCCAUCGGAACAGAUUGA
Penaeus indicus is the source of this 403-nucleotide messenger RNA. RefSeq lists its product as uncharacterized. The record is from RefSeq and is a predicted model, not a curated record. Lineage: Eukaryota; Metazoa; Arthropoda; Malacostraca; Decapoda; Penaeidae. Bases 17 to 403 code for a protein of 128 amino acids. The transcript is spliced from 5 exons.